GAGAGGAACGGAGCGGCGCUUGUAUGUGUUUUUCUUCAAUGACAGGAGUAAUCCGGCUGAGUUUGAGGGUCUAAAGGCAGGAGACACUUGCUGGAGGAGUUUCUCGGCGUACAUCGGCACCAAGCAGCAGCGGCCAUUUUCACGGACCAUGUGGUUAGCGGUGUGCAAAAACCGUCUCGUUUUGCACCAGCAGGACAGCUGCAGUGGCAGGGCUCACAAUGUGUCUCUGUGGAUAUGGAUUUUUUGUUGGUGUGUGACGCUCGUCAGGGGUCAAAGCUACCACCCCACCGUGAAUACGCAGUAUGGGAAAUUACGAGGUGCACGGGUUCCUCUGCCCAGCGAGAUCCUGGGACCAGUGGACCAGUACCUUGGCGUGCCAUACGCUGCCCCACCGGUGGGGGAGAAACGCUUCCUUCCCCCUGAGCCGCCCCUGUCUUGGUCGGGGAUCAAGAACGCCACUCAUUUCGCACCGGUGUGCCCGCAAAACAUUCACAACGCCGUUCCGGAGAUCAUGAUGCCAAUCUGGUUCACCUUUAACUUGGAUAUAGUUGCCACUUACAUUCAAGAUCAAAACGAGGAUUGUUUGUAUCUAAACAUCUAUGUUCCAACAGAGGAUGACAUACGAGAUACCGGAGCCAAGCCUGUGAUGGUGUACAUUCAUGGAGGUUCGUACAUGGAGGGCACCGGAAACAUGAUUGAUGGAAGCGUGCUGGCCAGUUACGGGAACGUCAUCGUUAUCACACUCAACUUUCGAGUCGGCGUCCUAGGGUUCCUCAGCACAGGAGACCAGGCUGCUAAGGGAAAUUAUGGGCUUUUGGAUCAGAUCCAGGCUCUACGUUGGAUAAGCGAGAACAUUGGCUAUUUCGGCGGUGAUUCCAAUCGCAUCACUGUUUUUGGAUCAGGAAUUGGUGCCUCUUGUGUGAGCCUUCUGACCCUGUCCCAUCAUUCUGAAGGACUGUUUCAUCGUGCCAUAAUCCAGAGUGGCUCAGCAUUGUCCAGCUGGGCCGUCAACUACCAGCCGGUUAAGUACACAAGGCUGCUGGCAGAGAAAGUGGGCUGUAAUGUGCUGGACACACUAGACAUGGUAGAUUGCCUGAGAAAGAAGAGUGCUCGUGAGCUGGUGGAACAAGACAUCCAGCCAGCAAGAUACCACGUCGCCUUUGGCCCAGUCAUUGACGGCGAUGUCAUUCCCGAUGACCCUGAGAUCCUGAUGGAGCAGGGCGAGUUUCUCAACUACGACAUUAUGCUGGGUGUUAACCAGGGUGAGGGGCUGCGUUUUGUAGAGAAUGUUGUGGACUCUGAAGAUGGUGUCUCGGGCAAUGAUUUCGACUUCUCGGUCUCUGACUUUGUGGACAGUCUUUAUGGUUACCCAGAGGGAAAGGAUACGCUACGAGAAACCAUUAAGUUCAUGUACACGGACUGGGCAGAUAGAGACAACCCUGAGACACGCCGUAAGACUCUGGUGGCGCUUUUUACUGAUCAUCAGUGGGUGGAGCCCUCGGUGGUGACGGCAGAUCUUCACGCCCGGUAUGGAUCGCCCACGUACUUCUACGCCUUCUACCACCACUGCCAGAGCCUGAUGAAGCCCGCUUGGUCGGAUGCGGCCCACGGAGAUGAGGUGCCCUAUGUCUUUGGCAUUCCCAUGAUUGGCCCGACCGACCUGUUCCCCUGCAACUUCUCCAAAAAUGAUGUAAUGCUCAGUGCUGUUGUCAUGACCUACUGGACAAACUUUGCCAAAACUGGAGAUCCCAACAAACCAGUGCCUCAGGAUACCAAGUUCAUUCAUACUAAAGCCAAUCGUUUCGAAGAGGUAGCCUGGUCCAAAUACAAUCCACAAGACCAGCUGUACCUGCACAUCGGCCUCAAGCCACGAGUCCGUGAUCACUACCGCGCCACUAAAGUGGCGUUCUGGAAGCACCUGGUACCUCAUCUGUACAACCUACACGAUAUGUUCCACUACACCUCCACCACCACCAAAGUGCCACCACCCGAGACGACUCAGAACUCCCUGUCCACCAAACGUCCCAACGGCAAAGCCUGGCCGUUCAACACCAAGCGGCCUCCGAUGUCUCCGGCCUACAACAGCGAGAGUGGGAAGGAGCAAUGGAAUGGAGAAGAGGAACCAGGCCCUCUGGUGGUGGAGAACCCACGGGAUUACUCCACCGAGCUGAGCGUAACCAUCGCAGUGGGAGCUUCACUGUUGUUCCUCAAUGUUCUGGCAUUUGCUGCUCUGUACUACCGCAAGGAUAAGCGCCGGCAAGAACAGCACCCGCAACCCAGCCCACCACGAGCCACCACCACCAAUGACGUGAACCGGCACGCCCCUGAAGAAGAGAUCAUGUCCCUGCAGGUGAACCAGACGCACCACGAAUGUUCAAGGUUUAACCUGGUUCACUGCUGUUCGACAUUUGGUUGUAUUAGGCCUGAAACCUAA
This is a messenger RNA of Sinocyclocheilus grahami, 2434 nucleotides long. Its product is annotated as neuroligin-3-like. Lineage: Eukaryota; Metazoa; Chordata; Actinopteri; Cypriniformes; Cyprinidae. Bases 149 to 2434 code for a protein of 761 amino acids. Gene Ontology annotation, cellular component: membrane. Gene Ontology annotation, molecular function: neurexin family protein binding. The transcript is spliced from 6 exons. The record is from RefSeq and is a predicted model, not a curated record.